CACUUUUAUGCCAUGGUCAAACAAUCAUUCAGAGUACUGGCAUAAAGCAAUUCUUUUGAGAUCAAUAUGGCUCCAGGAGAAUGGGAGUUCAUAGAGGAAUUAGGAAGAGGAGCUUUCGGUGCGGUCUUUCUUUUUCAAGAGAGUGAAACUAAAAAUGCUUUGGCCGUAAAAGUAUGUGUACAUUCAACUGUUCAUCCGAAAAUGAAAGAAAGAUGGGAACAUGAAAUUAGAACUCUCUUAGAGCUUGAUCAUUCCAAUGUUGUGAAAGCAGUAGAGCUUCCAGAUUUAAUAAAAGAAAGAUUUGCGACUUCAGCUGUUCAACCCCUUUGUAUGGAAUACUGUGAGAAAGGGAAUUUGAGAACCUAUUUAAAGAAAUGUACUUUAGGAUCAAAAAUGAAAGAAGAAGAAGUAAUUCACUUAACUCGAGAUAUUGGAUCUGCUAUUACAUAUUUACAUAGUAAAGGGAUAGCUCAUCGGGAUAUUAAACCAGAUAAUAUUGUCUUAAAAGGGAAGAAUACCACAAAAAAUGAACCAUACUUGUUCAAACUUAUUGAUUUAGGAUUUGCAAAAGAAGUUGGAAUGAACGAAGGAGUUCAUUCAAGAGUAGGAACGCCUAAAUACCUCCCUCCUGAAAUAUCCGAAACAAAAAGAAAAUGUAAAUAUUCGACUAGAGUUGACUACUGGAGUUAUGGAUGUGUUAUCUUUGAAGUUAUAACAGGAUCUCUUCCAUUUUUAAAAAGUGACAUAAGAGCAAAAAGUGACAAACAUAUUUGCUCUCGUUCAGAUCUAAACGGUUGUUCUGUUUUCGAAGAGACUAUAAAAUCUAGAUAUUUUCCCAACUAUUGUUACCCGUGGGCAAUUGAACACCUGGAAAAUAUGUUAAGAUUACUCCUACGGGCAGAAGAAUCUAAUCGAGGAGGCAAGGCGUACGUUAAUGAUUCUUACGAGUGGAUGGAGGAAUUAGACAUAUUAUCCAAUUAUAUUAGAAUAUAUUUACUUGAUAUUUGUACUAUGAAAGAAUUUUCCUACGGCUUUCCAGCUAACGCAAAAAUGAAUGAUAUUAUUGAUAAAAUACAAGAGGAUAUUUCGGCCAUUGUUGGUAGUAAAUUCGAAAUAAUUGAUGUAACCGGCUGUCUAAUAACUAAAGAAAGAGACUUUUCAUUCUAUACUAAAGAUAAUAAAACAUAUUGCAAUUGGUUUCUAUCUUAUGAAAUACGUACAAAGUUUAGACCAAAUACUCCUGAAAUACCGGAACAUCUUGGAAAAAUCAUCAAAUCACCAUCUGCCUAUCGACCUACAGAAGAAAUUAAACUGGCGUGGCAGCAAAGUAUCUAUUUUUGCAAUUGUUUGCAGUUAAAAUGCAAUAGGAUGUGUGACGGAAUAGUCGUCUAUAUAAAAAGCCUUGAAAUGAAGAGACUGAAAUUAAUUGAAGGUUACAAACUAUUGGAUGACAUAGCUCUAGAGUUCAAAGGCUUUAGAACACUUUACGAAAUUAGUUAUAAAGCUGAUUUAAAGCAUUUAGAAAAGUUUGUUAAAGUCAAUGAAAGAAGACGUUUAGAAUUUCUUAAAGCUCAAGAAAAAUGGUCUGAUGGGUUUAAAUAUAAUUUUGAUAUUAUUGACAAAUGUAUCAAGAAACUUGAAAUAUUUCGCAAGGAAAAGAAUGUAAAGUUAAAUAAAAUGAAAGAGAAAAUUAACGAAUUAGCUAUCCGAUAUACGUCAAUACCAAAGAAGACAAAAUACUUUUACGCGGAGGAAGUAUCGAAAAAAUUCCAAGAAUUGAAAGUUAUGGAUUUUACAACUAAUGCCAAGAAUUUAGUUGAUAUUUUCGAAAAACCUAAAGAAAAUUUCAAUGCUUUAUUAAAAGCUUUUAGAAAUUUUGCCAUCUCCAAAGAUAAAAACGAUAUCUCAAAAGAACUCUCAUCAAAUCAAAAGUUAUUACAAAAUGAAUAUAAUCAUAUUCAACAAGUUAUGGAACUAAUGCGUCAAGAGCAAGAAAAUAGACAAUUCAACAUCUGGCAACUUAUGGAAUCUUCUGAUAAUCCAUUACCAUUAAUGUAUCCUGAUUUAGAUGAUGAAGAAAGGAGUUUACAACAUUUUGAGGAAAGUCUAAAACGCAGCGAAAUAGAACUCGAGUCAUUAGGAAAAUCAUUAAAUUAUGAAUCAUUGAAGCCUACGACAGACUGGAGUUUCUUGAAUGAGUAA
Messenger RNA from Dimorphilus gyrociliatus, 2202 nucleotides. Lineage: Eukaryota; Metazoa; Annelida; Polychaeta; Dinophilidae. The record is from the annotation of a GenBank genome assembly.